Messenger RNA from Astyanax mexicanus (Mexican tetra), 4959 nucleotides. RefSeq names its product zinc finger protein OZF-like. Gene Ontology annotation, biological process: regulation of transcription by RNA polymerase II. The transcript has 2 exons. Gene Ontology annotation, cellular component: transcription regulator complex; PcG protein complex. The record is from RefSeq and is a predicted model, not a curated record. Gene Ontology annotation, molecular function: RNA polymerase II cis-regulatory region sequence-specific DNA binding; DNA-binding transcription factor activity, RNA polymerase II-specific. Lineage: Eukaryota; Metazoa; Chordata; Actinopteri; Characiformes; Acestrorhamphidae. The coding region runs from base 1 to 1284 and encodes 427 amino acids.
AUGAGGCUGAGCUUCCGGGGUCUGCAGUUCUCUCGCAGCACCGGAGGAAGAGCAGAGACAAAUGAAGCCAAGUCCCGACAUGGAGAAACAUCAGCACUCUGUCAAGAUUUUACUAAACAGAGUCAUCUCAAAAUACACCAGCGCAUUCACACAGGAGAGAAACCGCAUCACUGCUCAGACUGUGGGAAGAGUUUUACUAAACAGAGUGAUCUCAAAAAACACCAGCGCAUUCACACAGGAGAGAAACCGUAUCACUGCUCAGACUGUGGGAAGAGUUUUACUGAACAGAGUACUCUCAAAAAACACCAGCGCAUUCACACAGGAGAGAAACCGUAUCACUGCUCAGACUGUGGGAAGAGAUUUACUACAAAGAGUCAUCUCAAAAUACACCAGCGCAUUCACACAGGAGAGAAACCGUAUCACUGCUCAGACUGUGGGAAGAGAUUUACUCAACAGAGAGAUCUCAAAAAACACCAGCGCAUUCACACAGGAGAGAAACCGUAUCACUGCUCAGACUGUGGGAAGAGUUUUACUGAACAGAGUCAUCUCAAAAAACACCAGCGCAUUCACACAGGAGAGAAACCGUAUCACUGCUCAGACUGUGGGAAGAGUUUUACUGAACAGAGUACUCUCAAAAAACACCAGCGCAUUCACACAGGAGAGAAACCGUAUCACUGCUCAGACUGUGGGAAGAGAUUUACUACAAAGAGUCAUCUCAAAAUACACCAGCGCAUUCACUCAGGAGAGAAACCGUAUCACUGCUCAGACUGUGGCACAAGUUUUAAUCAACUGGGGACUCUCAAACUGCAUCAGCGCAUUCACACAGGAGAGAAACCGUAUUACUGCUCAGGCUGUGGGAAGUGUUUUACUCAACAGAGUACUCUCAUAAAACACCAGCGCAUUCACACAGGAGAGAAACCGUAUUACUGCUCAGGCUGUGGGAAGUGUUUUACUCAACAGAGUACUCUCAUAAAACACCAGCGCAUUCACACAGGAGAGAAACCGUAUCACUGUUUAUACUGUGGGAAGAGUUUUAAUCAACAGAGUCAUUUCAAAAUACACCAGCGCAUUCACACAGGUGAGAAACCGUAUCACUGCUCAGACUGUGGGAAGAGUUUUACUAAAAAGGGUACUCUCAAUAAUCACCAGCGCAUUCACACAGGAGUGAGACCAUAUUACUGCUCAGAAUGUGGGAACAGUUUUACUCAGCAGAGUCAUCUCAAUAAACACCAGCGCAUUCACACAGGACAGAAAACUAUCCCAAAUUUGUCUCACGGCAAUUAAAAUCUUUUGGACAGAACACCUUAAUCCUACAUGUUCCACCAGAAACAAACAUGAACUGAAUUUAAUAAUGGAUUUUACAGGUUCAGCAAAAUGAAUCUUAUCCAGCAAUCAUGUUUAUUGAAUUCCAUGUUGUGUUUUCUCGUAUGUUUGAUAUUUCAGGACAUUCUUUGUGAGACAGAGCUCAGUUUUUAGAUUAGAUUAGAUUAGAUUAGAUAAUACUUUAUUGUCAGAUCCAUGAUCUGAAAUUUGUUUUGCAUAAAAACAGUAGCUCCGUUACAACAUCAUACAUUAACAACACAACAUAUAAGGGCACAAACAACCAUUAUAAAAGGGGAAAAAAAAGAAAAGGGUAGUUUAGGUAGUUACGGUAAGAGUUCAGUUCUGGAGAAGGGAAGGUCAUUCGAAUGAGGGCACUGUCAAGUAUUCAAGGAGAUUUUAUUGUCAUUCGCAUCACAUGUGAAUCAGAAACACUCAUCCUCAGCGGCAGCAGAUCAAGCUUGUUAUCCAAAGAGCGGAAGUUGGGUCCGAACUGACGUAAAAACAGCUCAAAAUAGGGUGUUAGCUAGGAGCGUGAGAAGCCGCUGCACUACUGUGCGUCGCCAUCUUGCAUCUUACAUUCAGUGCUUGCACCAGAUGUUAGAUUAGCAUAACUUAGCCUUUAAAAUGUAGAUGUCGUAGUUUUAAGGAGUAAAGUAGGAUUCUUAGCUUGCAACUAAAUGUUUAGGACCAAACCUAUAACCUAAGGUCCAUCCAUAUGAAAGGAGAAGGGGAAAACACCACCAGAGCCACAGAGAGAGUAAGGUUGCAGGCUCAUUCACUCCCUCUGCUGGUGUUCUCAUUUGUCUAUGAUUCAGUCUCUCUGAUUAAAAAUGUGUUACUAUAGAGGGAUAUAGGUGAUUAUUUGGUUGCAUUGUAUAUGUCAAGUUUUAUACGCUCAUCAUUCCCUUAUUGAGUAUUAUAUGUUGCUGAAGGUUUUUUAUUCUUCAAAUUUACUAAGAACAUCUAAAUUAUUUAGUAUCUUAAUAGUUUUUAUCCAGUACCAACAAUUAUCUUUGUAUUGCUUCACCUCUAUAUUUACUCUUCUGUGUGUUUUAAUAAAAGGCUUUUAUAUGGCAGAUCUGCAAUCUCAUUGUGUUUUCUCAAUAUAUGUGCGACAUGAAACCUAUAGGCCUGAGAUUAUCUUAUGUUAUUAUUUGUUAAAUACACAAAGUCGCCCAAAGGGAAAAAAACAGUGUGAAAUGGAUUUGGGUUGAAGUGAAAUGUAAUAGUCAAUUUCAGAAUGAAAUUAAGAAAGAAUUUUUUUUUUUAGUCUUAAAAGGGAUACAUUUACUUCCAGUGGUAUAGUAGCAUGUGUUUAACUUGUAUUCAUAUGCUUAUAGUUAAGGUUGCACCGAUAACGUAUCGGUAUCGGCACCGAUACUGGCACGUACACAUAGUAUUGGUAUCGGCAAUGGGUAUCGACCCAUUUAGUACUAUCAGCACUGCACUGGCUUCCAGUCAAAUUCCGCAUAGACUAUAAAAUUCUCCUGUUAACGUAUAAAGCCCUACAUGGGCUCGCUCCUGAGUAUUUACAAGACCUCAUCUCCUGUUAUGAACCACCGCGAUUACUUAGAUCUCAGGGUGCUGGUUUAUUAGUAGUUCCUAAAAUUCAGAGGAGCUCUGCAGGAGGAAGAGCUUUCUCUUAUAAAGCGCCUCAACUCUGGAAUAAUCUCCCCGAAUAUGUUCGGGACUCAGACACAGUCUCAAUCUUUAAGUCUAGACUGAAAACUUACUUGUUUAGUUUAGCUUUUGGUAAUUAAUGUUUUUCCCUUUAGAUAAGGCUGCAGAUUCAGGGGUUCAUGGACAGAGGAAAUUGUGGUAAACUGAGAUGCUGGUGCUGUUGUUCUCCCACUGCACACGGUCACUCAGGUUUGUGGACGGUGGAGUGGGUGGAGGCCAGUGUUUCAGGGAGCCUUCAUGUCUAUGUUACCUUCUGGCGCUCUGCCUUUUGUUAGGCUGUUUUAUUUAGAUCUGCCGGAGUCAUUAGCCACACUCUGAUAAUCUUUUAUAUUCUCUGUUUUACAUAAAUCCAGUCAAAACUAAUUCCAUCUCUCUGCCUUCCUCUGAGUUACUGACUGCCCACCUGUCUGACCCGAUACCGAGGGAUGUUGGACCCUCAGGCUCUCAUGUCGUCUGUCUGGCCAGACUGGAAGUUUCUGAAGUCAGCUCUUCUCCAUCACCCACCACAGAUCAGCUGCUCAUCAUCCAUCUUACUCUAUAAGCCAUUAGUGGAGCUGCUAUACACCUGAAUAUAUAAAACCUAUGUGGAUGUAUGAAAGACUUUUUAAAAUUAAUUUAAAAGCCAUUUGACCAGUGGUAGGAUGGUCCCCCCCUUUAAUGUGAGUCUUGGUCCUCCCAAGGUUUCUUCCUCCUCCUCCAGCUCUGAGGGAGUUUUUCCUUGCCUCCGCGCUCACUGGGGGUUCUGUAUUCUGUAUAUUCUAUGUUUAAUCUUUUGCCUGACUCUUUGUCCUGUAAUCAUUGUAGGUACCCUAGCCAGCCUGUAGGUGGCAGCACCACCAGUAAUGCCCAAUGCAAGAAAACACCAGAAGAAGAAAUAGGGGUGUGGCUUCACAUGUAACAAAAGCUCCCCUGAGGCAGGAACAAAGCCUCUUUGAGUUUGCCCACAGACAGGUAAACAUCUGAACAAAGAGACCAGAACAUCAAGACCAAGGCCUCUCCUUUGUUCUACCAAGAGAACAAAGAGAACAUCUUUAGGCCUACAUCUUCAAGAUUACAACUUUAGCCAAACUUUAGCCAAACGUUUACACACGGCUAUUUCUUCAAGACAAGCUUGCACGAGAUACAUAGCUCGGAAAAGAAAAGAAAAGCGACCAGAUCCUUCUCUUAACUGUGUACAAAUUUCCUGGAACCAAAGCCAGAAGGACGAAUCAUUCCCAGAAGAUUUACCUGGACGUCGUCAAAACCCUUUCUACAAGAAGGCUGAAAAUUCCCUCAAUCCAGUGAGGACGGAAAACAUGGAUAUAUCUAACAAAUCCAUUGCGUAAGACUGAACUUUAAAACAUCUGGGCAUAGUUUAGAUAAAGAACAUUUUAUCUUUAACUUGUAUUGUAUUUUACAUUUUACAUAAGUGUAAUUUUAUUUAUGAAACUGUUUAGAUUCUAAACUAAAUUCUGUGAGCAAACCAACCUACUUUUCUCUGCAUGCAAAUCUCUUUCUCUUUCUAACACUGAAAUACAGCUACUGUAUUUCUCCCUUCUAAAAACUAGAAUCUAGCAAUAGCUUUAAAACUGUCUCUUUAAAUAGUCAGCUUCAGUUCUUUGUUCUGGCUCAACAGAGACCUUAACAAAGAACAGCUGAAUUCAGUUACAGUGGAGCCACGCUCCACGUUUAAACUCAGCGCCAUUUAUCCUUUGUCCGCGCGCACGCGCACACACGCACGCUCCUCUCGCGCACCCGCGAGAACACAUGCGCACACUCGCAUACGCGAAAACCCCCUUUCCGUCUCUAUCGCGCGCACACACGCGCACGCACUCACCCGCUCUCUCUCUCUCUCCCUCAUACACACACCCUUAGCUAAAUAACCAUUUAGCUCUCAUAUUGUAAAUAUACUGACUGCUGUUUGUAAUAUUUGUGUUUAGAUUAGUUUGUGUGUUAAUAAAUGUCCAUUUAUUUUCA